Scheffersomyces amazonensis is the source of this 2620-nucleotide messenger RNA. RefSeq names its product putative ubiquitin-protein ligase. Lineage: Eukaryota; Fungi; Ascomycota; Pichiomycetes; Serinales; Debaryomycetaceae. Gene Ontology annotation, molecular function: ubiquitin protein ligase activity. Gene Ontology annotation, biological process: ubiquitin-dependent protein catabolic process; protein ubiquitination. The record is from RefSeq and is a predicted model, not a curated record. The transcript has a single exon. The coding region runs from base 73 to 2448 and encodes 791 amino acids.
CGACAAGUUCUAUUCCUUUUAACUAUAACUAAUACUACUUAUAGUACAUUUUACUAAUUCGGGGUUAAGUCUAUGUCUACUUUCAAUACUACGACAAACCUCACCGAUACGGUAAACCGGGCGUUUGUAGAAACCGACCCCGAUGAGGACUGGUUCUUAAUCCGAUUCGUGUCGGCCUUUUUAGAAGCCAUAUGGGAACAGAAGAAUACUUCUAAUAAUAAUUAUCUGUGGAAUAGAUUUGGAGGUAUUACUACUUAUUGUUGUUCCAUCUAUGGAUUAUCAUGUUUAGUAAUGGCCCUUAUCUUAAAUCGUACAUUAGUAAUGGCAUCAACUAAUUCUCAUCAUACUCAACAAAUGGCUAUAAAUAGGAAUAGAGGUAUAGCAAGUAUACCAAAACUGGCAGAAAUUUUAAAAAAAUUAAGUAUAUUAAGUUUUAGGAUUGGAGUUAUUGGUUUAUUACUUUAUAAUGCUUAUAAUGUAUUAGUAACUCUUAAUUUAUUAUCUCAUAUUGGAUUACUGGAUGAUCCACUUCCAUGGUUUUAUAAAUUAUUACCUGAUAAAUUAUUUAGUUAUGAUGUAACAUAUUUUGCAACUAAUAAGUAUAUGAAAACUCCUACAACUCAAGUAAUGAUUGGUCCAACUAGUGAUAUGUAUUGGCCAAUCUUUUUAAAUUUUUGUUUACUGAGUUUUACUGAAACUUUUAUAUCCCUGAUUCAAGGUAGGAAACCUUAUACAGAAAGUGGAAUUACAAUAUUUGAACAUUCAUUAGCAUUUCAAGAAUUUAGUUCAAGUGGAGCAUUCUUCUUUGGUAAUUCUAAAUUUUUAAAACGUCCAACUGAACAAGUUUUAUUGGCCACAUUAUUUCUGAUAUUUAAUCAUUUAAAUAUUCAUGUCGGAGCAUUAUUAAAUGAUAAUAAGUAUAGAUUAAUUCCUCUGUCAAUUAUUGGAAUAACUUUCUUAACUUAUUUCAUCUCAACUUUAUUUAAUUGGAAAAUUAUUGGAUUCCCAACCAUUUUAAUUUUAACAUUUAUACCUCAAGUAUUAAUAUUAAUUAUUAUAGCUAUAAGUACAAUUAUUUUUAUAGCUGCAGUUAUAACUAAUGGUUUUAGUUUACAAGAUUUAAAUUAUGCAAGUUUCUUUAUUCAUGAAACAAAUGAAGAUGAACCAGAUUUUGCAUCUAGAAAUUUUAAUGUUCAUUUAUAUGAUGACUUUUAUACUGCUUUAUUAAAUAUUGGAAUGUUAGCUAUAACUCUGGCUGGUAAAUCAAGUUAUAUAACAGAAUUAAGUCUUGUAACUUUAGAUGAUCAAACAUGGAUUGAAAGAAGUAUUUGGGAAAAAGUUAAAUAUAAUUUCAAUAGACAUUCAUCAUCUAAUCCUGAUUUACGUUCAUUAUUACAAAAAAAGGCGUAUGAUAAUUUAAUAACACUGCCAUCACAAAAAUUAAUUAAAGGAGGUUAUGAUGAUGGUAAUAAUGAACAAGAUGAUAAUAAAAAAUCUAAAAGUGUAUUCAGAAAGAGAUAUCAUUAUGUAAAUCAAAUGAUAAGUCAUACUUUUGAAGUAUUAUGGGGAGUUAUUAUAAAUCGAAUCUUAAGGGAAUUAAUUCCUACAGCAUUUAAGAAAUAUAUAUUGAAAAGACCUAUAAAAACUCCUGAUCUUAAUGUGAGAGAAUCAGAAUUAGAAUAUGAAAGAAGAAAACAUAAAGUUCCUUCCUUUUUAAGAAGUUUAGUUAAGAGACGUGAUAAGCAAGUUGAUCCUAUAUCAUUAGAAUUAUAUAGUGAGGAAAAGCUCGAAAAUGAAUAUGGGAAUAUUUUGCAACAAGAGUAUUUGCCGGAAUUGGAUAGUUCACCGGAUUAUGUUCCGAUAGAUGAGGUAUACAGUGAACUGGAAGUUGAAAUUGAAGAUAGUGAGCUGGAAAUUGAACAAAUCGAUACUCAUAUGUCUAUUCUUCGAAAUAGAAUAGUUCCCACUCAUUCCGAUACUUUAACCCCUAUUCAAGAACUAUUUACGAGUGAAGAAUUUAAUGAGAUAAUGGCCAAUUCCGAGCAGGUCAGUAUUAUGCAGUUCCACAUGAGCAAUUCCGAGGGUGGAAUUGUAACCAGAUCAAGAUACAACCACAACCACAACCAUAAGCAUCAAAAUAUCAAUAACAAUAACAAUAACAACACUAACCAAUUAGGCAAUGACGAAUCGCUCAAGCUCUUGGAACUCAUAAUAGCCAAACGAGCCCAUAUUAAUCCCGACACCUUUUAUGAUGAUCGGGCCUCGGAAUUAGCGUCGCGCCUCGACUGUGUCAUAUGCCAAACCAACACGCGAGAAAUCAUUACCUGGCCCUGUAAAUGUUUUGCUAUUUGUGAAUCAUGUCGUCUCAGUUUAGUGAGUAAAGGUAUAGAGGGAUGUGUAUGUUGUCGUAGACAAGUAGAGGGAGUAUCUAAGGUAUUUAUACCCUAGUAAGUAGUAAAGUAUUAAUUUAAUAUAUUAUGUCAGGUAUUAUGUAAGCGAGAGGGUUAUAUGCAGUACUAUAUAAUACUUUUACUAUUGUAAUGUAUUGAGCGCUACCAUGCAUGCUCACAGCAGCUUCCCUUUCUCCUACACACGUCCCCUAUUUAUUUUCGCCAGUCUU